Molecule: messenger RNA, 771 nt
Organism: Scomber japonicus (chub mackerel)
Lineage: Eukaryota; Metazoa; Chordata; Actinopteri; Scombriformes; Scombridae
Product: glutaredoxin domain-containing cysteine-rich protein 2
Exons: 5
Coding region: 19-771 (250 amino acids)
Biological process (GO): sensory perception of sound
Source: RefSeq, a predicted model, not a curated record
CGUUCUCAAUCAGCUACAAUGGAGGAACUUCAGAGGAAACUGAAUCAACGCUAUGAAGGCACCAAGCCCAGAAAGGUGAGGUUCAAGCUGGCAUCGUCCUACAGUGGUCGGGUGCUGAAGCACGUGUAUGAGGACGGUCAGGAGCUGGACAGUCCAGAGGAGAAAUACCCUCACAGCUUCGUCCACCGUAAGAUCCCACCCAGCCACCUGGAGAUGGACCAGCUAUGUGGAUUUGAGGAUGCUCAUGGGGACCAACAGGGUGUCUAUCCUCCAACAGGGCUCAUUGCCCAGAGGAUAAAUGUGUACAGAGGAAUGGGAAGCUACAAGCCUGCUGCAGGCAAGACUGACGAAGCAGAUGGAGAUGCCAAAUCCUCAGUGUUGGACUUUGGCAAGAUAAUCAUCUACACCAGCAAUCUGCGUAUCAUCAGGGCACCGCCGAGGAAGCCUGAAGCUUUGCGGCACCACACAGUGCCCCCUGCGGACUUGGAGGGAUACACAAAGGCCAGGGAGAGGGGGAGCAGGAGGAGGGCUAAAGCGCUUUGCACACAGGAGGGAGAGGAGAAAGAGGAGAAACAGAUCAGUGACACGGAGACCAAGGAGGCCGACAGCUGCCAGCAUUGUGGCGGUUCAGGCUGCGCUCCCUGCUCUCUGUGUCACGGUAGCAAGCUGUCCAUGCUGGCCAACCGCUUCAAUGAGUCCAUCAGUGAUCUGCGUUGCCAGGCCUGCUACCCCCAUGGUCUGGAGAAAUGCCAGUCCUGCUCCAGCAAAUAG